CCCGGAGCUCCGGUUAUCUGAGCACCGGGCUGAGUGUUCAGUGUGGAGGGAGAGCUGAGCGGGGAGAGACGCUGCUGCUGCUGCCCGACCACGGAGGACACAACCAGGAUGCUCCAUCUUGAAAAAAGCUUCUUUUAAACCAGUUUAAUCCGAGCUGUGGACCUGAAUCAUCUCCGUGAGUCCACCUGGUGUGAGGUUCGGAUGAGUCUGCGGUCCCGGUGAGUCCCGGUGAGUCCCGGCGGUGAGCUCUGUCUUUGUUCGGCUCUGACAUCUGUCCUUCACACCUUCAACAUGGAGCAUCCAGAGAAGGAGACCAGGUCAGACGAUGAGACCGAGUUUGAGGACGAGGAGGUGGACCCCAGAAUCCAGGUAACUCACCUUUACAUCCACAUUAUUGAUUAUUGGUUUUUUAUUGAUCCGGGUUCAAUAAGCCCCGGAGAACAAAGUCUCUCCAUGAUACUGGCUCAGCAUGUCCUCAAAUACACCUAAAUCUGGACUCUACCUGCUCACUUUGUCUGGAUGUAUGUGGAUUAUAAUCUGUUUGUGAUAACUGACUGAUUCAAUGAGAAUAUAAAAACAACCUCAGAGUCCAUCCUGAUGGUUUAUGAGCCCAGAGACCCGGAUUGGGUUUAAACAAAGAGCUUCAAAUUAUCAUAAAGAGGGUAAAUCCUGAUAUUUACCUUCAAUAAUGGUGUUAAAUCCAUCUGCAUGGUUUUUUUCUUCAUAGUUUAUUAUUUUAAAAGAUUCAUGAGGAAAAAUCUCAAACAUGUGAAAGAAAAUGAGCGGAAAGAAGAAAAAUCUUCUAGAGUCUGAACCUCUUUAUUAAUAUAUUAAUCAACCAAACACAUAAUAAUAAAAAUAAACUAGAGCUUCAGGCCAACAUACCUUUGACAGUUUAAUAUUUCUUAUUUUCAAAAACAGACAGAAAAGACCAGGUUAACCAACAUUUGUCCACAGAACAAACAAACACAGACUUAGAUGAAAAUAUUUCUCUGUAUUUACUCGACAAACUGACUUUGACCCUAAAAUGUGAUUUAGUUUCUUUAGUUUCUUUAUUCAGAUUGUUCCACAAACGUCUUCCUCUCUCUGUAACACAGCGCUCCUACAGUUUACUUCUGAAUCUUUUUAAAUAUUUCAAAUCCUUUUAAAUUAUAAUAAACUUUCUCUUUUUUCUGGAUGUUAACUUGUAAAAUCUUCCUUUGAGCUUUAAACAUCAUCUACAACAAACUGAAAUCUAUUAACUCACUGAAUUUCAACAACUGCAGUUUAACAAAUAACAGGUUUGAAGGAUUUCUGUUUUGACUUCUUCUAAUAAUUCGUUUUGCUCUUUUUUGUAAAAUGAAAACUGUCUGGAUGGAAGUUUUACCUUCUCCACACUUGAACACAGUCGGUCAGAUAUGGAACAAUAAUCGAAUCAUACUAGAGGUACAAAGUUUUAUUAUUAUCUAAGUCCUUUACUAUGUUUAACAUAACAAUCGUUUUUGUUAUUUUCACUUUUAUUCCAUUAAUCUGUGAUUUUAGCUUUUCAAAAUAAAGUAAAGCAAUAAUGACAUAAAUUAAAAUUAAAAUAGGGGGAAAAAUGAACAAAUCUAAUGUAAAGACAUAAAUCACCUGAUGAAGCAGGAAGUAGAAACGACACUGAGUAAGAGUGAAACAGCACCUGGACUAUUAUUGAUCAGUCAGCUCUUGAUUUCUGAAAAUGCUGAACAACCCUAAAAAAAUCAGGAAUUAUUAAUACGUGUAAGAGAAAUUAGGCCAACUUUAACUUCUCUAAACUGUUUAAGAGCAGAUCACGCUCAGGUUCCCAUCACCAAGAACAAGAACAAGCAGAAGCAGCAAAACAAGCCGUGAGAAGCAGGAACUGGUGAGAAUUUGGUAAUAAAACUCUGAAACGUGCGGUCAGUCAUCAUACACUCAACAAUGUUCCCAACGACCUUUAAAAACUGUUUGAAUUUAGAAAUAUAGAACUCAAAAUACAGAAAUCUUCAUGAAUUUGUCAGAUUUGCUUCAUACAUCGUCAACAAACGGACCAAUCUUCGUCUUUUAUAUCUGUGCGGCAGAAUCCAGAAUGUACCUGUCUGUUCAGGGCGGCUUUGACUGCUGCAAUCAUCCUCCAUAUUUGUAGAAAACCAUCUGUAAGGUCAAGAGUGUUGGGCAACGAUCAGGUAACGACGAGAGCUCCCUCUGCUGGAUUGUAUCGUGAGCCACUUCAUGCGCCGAUAAACAAUUCAUUUUGGGUUUGAAAAGUUGAUUUAAGUUUAGAUUCGGACUUCCCCCCCAAGAUUGAUAGAAAGUGAAAAGCCCCGACACUCUGACCGCAGAGCCGCCAUGUUAAAGCUCGUUGCUGAAUCUCAGCUGUAGGGAUGGAAACUGAAAAUCGUUCCUGAGUAGUUUGAGCGAUCAUCAUCACUUGUCUUCAGGCGUAACGGUCCAGUGUUGUCCACUUAGUUCCACGUGCCUGUGCAGAAGCAGAAACGUACCAAUAACAGUCUGAUAUAUGAUAUUAUGCAGGUAAAUAUCACGUGUCUUUGGUCCAAACUUGCUUUGCGUUUCAGUGUAUUGGGUGUGGAGAUUCUGGAAGAAGGAUCGAGUUGGCAGAUGAUAAAUCAGUGGUCACGGAUCUUCUUAUUUAAAGGUUUAAAGUGCAAAUCAGCAGAAGAAAUGAAGGUCAUGUGCAUUUAGUUUUCUUUUCUUCUGGUCGACUGACCCACUCAGGCUGCAACAAUAAACCCAUAAAUCCUUUAACUGCUAUAGAAAUAGUUACAGAAUCUGGAGAAGCAAUAAAUAGUGUGGGGAUUUUCCAAAAUAUCAAGCCUGAUCCACUUCUGUAGAUUUGUGGAUUUUCUGCUUUUUUAUGAUUUUCCAGUGGAAAAAAAACUGAUGGUGUAAACAAAAAGACAAAGAAAGGCACAUGUCGGCCUUGGGAGACAGCGAGGAGCUUUAUCCACGGCCUUCGACUGUGCUCAGAGAUGUUGAAAAGCCCAUUGUUGAUGGAGGGUUCCUGAUAAAAGCAAUCAUUUCUGGCAGCACUUGGACUAUUUAAGCAGCAGCUGAGGUGCUUCUGUGGUUUUUCAAGGCCAGAUUUUCAACACUGCAUGUGACACGUUAGACAGCCGCCUCAGUUCAGCAGAGAUGUUCAGAUUUCUGCAUGUUUCCAGAUGUUUCUGCCUCUGUCUCCUACACUUGUAGAGAUUAUCUGACAUUCCUAUCGUCUGCUUAUCUCUCCUCCUCCAGGGUGAGCUGGAGAAACUCAACCAGUCCACCGACGACAUCAACAGAUGUGAGACGGAGCUGGAGGUCAGUGUCUCAGACCUGUGUGUGUGUGUGUGUGUGUGAUAAGGCUUCACCUCUCCUUUCCCCUCGGUGUGGACUGACAGGCUGUAAAAUCAACCUGACAUCUCAAAGUCUUGUUUGGAGGGCAGAAGCAGCAGGUUUUUCUCUGGAGUUACAGCUGGACCUUUGCUCUGUCUGCAGGCUGUUUGUAGUUUUCACAUUUCACUCGGUGUCAGCAGGUGAAAUCGUUCAAGGAUCGCCUGUAAAUACUUCUGGGAAGGACACUGACAGAUUGUGCGUCAAUAAACUUAUUUGGUUGUUUUAAACUGUUGCACUUAGAUCAGCCGAAGGUCAAGAGGUGGGAGAAACUCACAGUCCUGUUAGAUAAUUCACAUGAAAACACGGGGUCCUCAUGGAGCCCUGAAAAGUCUCAAAUUAGAUUAAUGAAGUUUAAGGCUUUAAAAUAUCUUAAAAAAAUGAAUAUUUCAUGAAUCUAAAGUCUUACAUUUUAGAUGGUUUUCUGACAUGUCUGAAUACUCGCCCUCGUCAGAAUUCAGUGAUUUUUUUAUUCUCUUAUUUUGAGGGUUUUAUCGUUUAAGUGGAAGGGUUACCUUUUUUCAGAAUUCUGACUUUAAUUUCUAAAUUCGAACUUUGAUCUUGGAAUGUCGAGAUCACAGUCAGAAUUCCAAGUUUCACGAUGGAAUUCUUUUGAUUUUAAUCUCAAUUUUCUGAGAUGAAAGUCAAAAUCUGACAUUAAUUUUGGAAUUCUGAGAUCAAGUUUUAAAUCCGAAUUCUUUUGAAUUUGUUUUUGAAAUUCCGACUUUAAAAUCAACCUUUGACUCUGAACUCUGACUGUGAUAUUAGAAUUCUGAGUUAAAAUUCUGAGUUUAAAGUCAGAACUGUAAAUUAAUUCUCAGUAAAUGAGGAUUAUAAGAAAGUUAACUGACUUUUAUUAGUAAUUGAAUGAGUUAAUUUUCUCUUAAAUGACCUGAAUGAUCUUCUGUGUCACUUCUUCCUGCAGUUAUUCUAAAUUUUCGGUUAUGAAAUUUCCCUCUUUGUGUAAUUUGGGGAUUUUCCUGCAUCAUGUCUGGACUUGUGGUUGUAGAAGACGUGAAACUUUCAGUUUGUCUCUGCAGUCUCUGCUUAUCUUGCCCAUCACAUACUAUUGAAAUGACUUUUGGUGGUUAACCUUUAAUGUAUUGUGUUUUCGGUGGAGUUGGUUCAAACUGGGCUGUUUCUGAAGCUGCUUCGCUGACACAGCCGUUGAACUCUCGUUUAGAGCUGAUGUAAGUCACUGCAGACUGGAGACACUUUUAUUUGCCAUAAAUUCCUUUUCACUUGCAUAACUGAUCUUUGAAUCCCAUUAAAAUCCAGUGGACUCUGGUGGCUUACUUUUAUGUAGGUCGGCUGUAAUGUGUGAGUUUUUAUAGAGGCGAGAGUCCGGAGUCAAACAGCCAGCUGAGAGUGCUGCACAGAGCAGAGUUCAAUCACAUGGAUUUACAUUCACAUGUAGUUUUGUUCUGAAGAACGGGUCUGUGUCUGACAGAGAAAAUGACGGAUUGAAAGAGGAAAUCUUUCAGCAGCUCUCUGUGAUCUUUUCAUCGAGAAGAGGCUCAGAGCAGGUGACUGAGUCGAACAUCUCGGCCAAAGACGGGAACAUGACGAGGGUCUGGAAGCACGAACUCAAAGAUUCAUUAGAUCUGUGAUCACGUUGUGUAGAACAUAGAGGAAGUGUUGAGUGGCAGUUUAAUUACAGCUGACAACCUGAAGCUGAGAGGAGCAUUCGGAGACGCAUUAGAGAAAUUAGUCACUUUUUUUAUCUCGUCUAAAAAUUGUCAGAGGAAUCCAGUUUUAUUUUCCAUCAGACCGUCACAGAGAGAGAGAGAGAGAGAGAGAGAGCGUCUUAUUCACACACAGAUCUUUGUUUUCCCUGAUAUAUAACUGAGGGGAUCAUACAGCAGGAGAACAUGUAAAUAUUGGUUUUCCAAUCCCAUCUUUUCAAAGGGCUUUUAUUUUGAAAGCAGGCCCUCGGUGUUUCCUGUUUCUGGAUCAUUGAGGUCAUUAGAGCUCAUUCUUUCUCGCCUCUGUGUCUAAAACCUCGACUGAUCCUCGUCUCUGCUCUUUCUUUGUUGUCUCCAUGGUCAACAAAAUCGAGUCAAGUUGUUUUUAUGUGGGACAAAGACGUCUUCUGUUGGGGACCGUCUCCUAUCAGAGGCUAAAACAGGCACAGAAACUCUUAGACAUGUGGCCUGUUUGAGGAGAUAAUCAUCUCCUCAAAGAAAAGAGAAAGACAAACAGCUCUGAGUAACGUCCAUGAACACUGUCUUUGUUUGGAUGUUUUCAGAGUUGGUGGAAAGUCACUCUGAAAAUGUCACAGAGAGGGAUGAUAUCAGACUGAAUAAAGAUCUGGUUCAGCUCCAGAAAAAGUCUGUUCUGGUGAAUUUCAGUCAUCAGGAUAAUCUUGAAUGUGAUCACGAGAGUUUAUAUGUUUGUGGUUGAACUGAUGUAGGUCAGACUGUGAACGUGUGGAGAUCACAUCCUGCAGGACACGUCCUUAAACCUGCAGAUUUUCACCAUCAGCUGGUGAAGCUCCUGGACUCUUACAUCAGAAAACAGUGAGUCAUCUGACGCUGUAAAUUUAAAUUAAAUCUGAAUUAAAUUAGUCUUUAAUAGUUUUGGGUAAUCUCAGCUAAACCUUCUGCUGUUUUUUUGGUGCUUCUUCUGCUUCAUAUUUGGUCAAAGCGUCUUUGUUUCAGCUCUUCAGCUGACGUUAAAGAUUUAUGGUGUCGAAACUUCUUGGAAACUUUAGACUCAUUUUUUAUGAGUUACAGUUUUGUUAUUUUCAUCUCUUGACUUUCCGACACUCUGCUUCAGUCGGGGGAAGAAAAGCGUGUAGCUGUUGAUAAACUGAAGCAUCCUUACAGACCGAAGCGAGCUCGCUGAUGCUGAUGCUGUCGAACAAACGUCGAAGCUGUCGCAAACCGCGCGGAGCGAAGAACUGCUGAGCUGUCGCAAACAUGGCUGGUAGAGGAAGUGACGUGCAUUUCGCACAUGUGUAGUACAAAUCGGGUGUCUGGGACGGAUCAGGUACAGUCAGGUUUAGUUAAUGACUGUGUUCGACGAUAAAGUGAUUACUCAUCGUUGCCACCUAGAGGGCUGGCAUGGACUGGAUUAUUUUUGUGACAACAGAGAGAAAAAUAGUCCGUUUUGAAAACAUCUGAGUGAAAAGUCCGUCUGUCUGCUGAGACAAUAACUGGAGCCUCUUCAACCUUUAAAACAAAUUCAAAGGUUUGUGUGUGACGACCGCAGACGUUUGAAGGGACAGACAGUACUGACUUAAAGACCUUGAGAUCGGACAUCCCCGUCAUCUCUCAGUAUCUCUGUGUCCUUUUUAUCAAACUCUUAUUCUGUGGAAAUCUGAACAGUUUGGACCCGACUGCAGCUUCUCUGCCAGAAUCAGCCUCUCUGAGUUUUAAGGGAGUAAACUGUCAUUUAGGGUUUGAAUCGGAGCAUUCGAGGUGCUGAUUAGAGGACGAUGGAGAGUGAUCGCCAUGGGAACCACAGUGAUGUGAAGACGCUAAUGCGCCCUCAUGUCUGAGAUGCAAAUGAUAUUAAGUGGAGAACAUAAACGCCAAACGUAACGCCUCAGGGCGCUAACGGGUUGACAAGGUGAAGUGCGUCAGAGGGUAGAGGGAGGACGGAGGCACCGCACUGCAGUCUGCAUCACAGCAGAGGAGAGAGGGUGAGAGACGGAGGGGAGAGAGGGAGAGAGAGAGGGAGGGGGACACACGGAUAUAGACAUGCCUCUGUUUUAAUCUGGUUUUAGUGAUGGAUCAAAAUAAUAAUAACUAAAGUGUAGAUGUGAGACUUAGUGACAUAAUCCAGCAGUCAGAGAGGUCAGCUGAAUCUGCUGAUUCACGGCAUCAAAUCUGAACGUGUUCGAGAUCAAAUUUAACAACCGGGGGGGAAAUGUUGACUCUUUUUUUAACGGUCUUUUUAAAUCAGACUGUGAGAAAUAAACGAUGGACGACACAUCUCUACCUCCUCUAAAACAAAAGUGAAGUCUUUAGAUUCUCACUGAUUCUCUGGAUCAGGAAAACUGAGCAGAAGGUUUUUAUUUGAGUUUAUUAUACGACUGUCUUUCUACCCCCAAUCUACCCCUCCCAACCAGUUUUCCCCUCAGCCCCUCCCUCUCUUAAGCCCCGCCCACAAACAGACGCUCCUGCUCGCUCGUAUCGUUCCAAUUAACUUCAGAUAUAAUGUAGAUAAGUAAUGCAGCUCCGUCUUUUUAGCUCUUGUCCGGUCUACCUCCGUUUUAAGCGCCCGUUAUUCCUCCAGAGUCUCCGGUAUUUACUUUGUUUUCUUGCUUGUGUCGGCAGUCGUGGCCAAAGGAGGAUUCAGACAAUUUUCCGAACUUUCUGGUUGGUUUCUACUGUCCGAUAUUGUAGCACGCUAACUUUGUUUGGGCUCCUGAACGACACGGGGGAGCAGCGUCUGCCUCACAACCAAUCAGGUUAGAGGAGGUGGAGAACGGCUUUGUUUACAUUCAGAAAGAGCGGACCGCUCAAAAAUGUUCAAAUGUUGACGACACAGACAUAAGAGAACACAGAGAUAUCGAUAUAUUACCAAAUAAUCAAUAACUAAUAACUAUUGACUGAUUAUUAGAAGAGUUUCAUAAAUACACCACAAAAUAAAAAGAUGCUUCUUUAACGGUUUUCUGCUCCUCCUCCACCUUUAAUCAUCAAGUAUCAGGAGUUUCCUCUUAUUUUAGACUCUUAAAGCUUCACCAUGACACACUUUUUAUGAGCAGUAGAAAUUAAAUUCAGUGUUUUAUCUAAUCCACACCGCUAAUGGAUUACCAAAUGUGUGACGGCGCCCGUCAGGCUCUUUAUUCUCGUCUGAAUCCGUGUUUUCUCUGCAGUAUCAGCCGGACAACACGAGUAAACAACUUUCUGUUUUUCUGUGCUUAUUCAGCAAAACUGUUAUCUUGAUCUCCACGUGGUGUGAAUCUUGUUCCCAGAUUAGAUCGAGUUCUUUCUCCCUGUUUGGUUUUAAUCUUUAAUCUCUGAGUUUCCAAAUUCAGUGUGACUCAUUUCAGAGGCAGCAGCCGUGCAAGUUUCAUUUCCCUGACUAGUUUGUGAGCAGCUGGGGAGCUACAGGUCAAGGGUCAAGAGCUUCAACACGCUGUCAGGAGAUAAAACAGAGGAACUCAGCCGCACUAAGACUGAGAGAGAUGUCAGAUUUCUGGCUGCAAAGUCACAACUCCAUAAAACCUGUUUAUUGAUUUCUUCAAAUCACUUUUUUUUUUUUUUAGGAUGCGAGGCAGAAGUUCCGCUCAGUCCUGGUUGAAGCCACGGUGAAGCUGGACGAACUGGUGAAGAAGAUCGGAAAAGCCGUGGAGGAGUCCAAGCCUUACUGGGAGGCUCGCAGGCUGGCCAGACAGGUCAGUCGUCAGAGCAGACACCGUUCAGACUAACUGGGGCGAUAUAAUAAUAAUAAUAAUAAUAAUAAUUUUUAUUUAUAUAGCACCUUUAAAAACAGAAGUUUACAAAGUGCUUAGACAACAGUUGUAAGCACAGAGCAUCAGCACAUUGAAAAUAAAAACACAUAAAAACAAAAGCUCAGUUAAAAACAGGCCUCUGAAUUGUAGGCCUGUUUCACUUUUCGUAAGAAACCCAGGCAAUACAAGAACCCUACAAAAUAAAUGGGACCAUGAGGACCAAAAUAAAAGCAAAAAAGAAAUAGAAAAGGAGGGAAGAAAACAGGCUAGUAAGUAUAAAAGAGGAUAUUAAUAAUAAUAAUAAAAUCAUAAUAAAAUAAAAUGAUGGUAAUAUAAAUGAUAAAGUGGAAUUAAAUAUAUAUAUAUAAAAUAAAGGAAAAUGAAAACAUUAAAAUCAAUAAAAAGAUUAUAAGUAAAACAAAGGCUAAAAAGGCAGUAAGUCUAAAUAAGAAAGAGGUGAGGUUUGUUGUUGGGUUGGGUGGACACAAGACCUGUAUGACACUCAUGAUCAGUUCUGAUCAGCUGAUUGGUCCAAAUAUUCUAGUUCUGUACCAGUUAGUCAUGCAGAAAUACUGAUCAGUCCAUAAAACAACAUGUUCUAGUUUAUCAGAUUCAGCUUCUGUGGAGGAUCUGCUGCCUCCUCAUGGAGAAACGGGCAGAGAUGUUAAUGAGGCGCUGUGCUGAUUGGCUGAUUGAAGAGGGAGGGUGCAGACUGGUGCAGGUGGAGGUGAAAAAACAAAACAACAAACAGUCAGGCGAGCCUGCCAGAAGAGCAAGUGGAAGAACGUUUUAGAUGUGACAGAACGGACGUUUGUGUUGGUUUUUUGGAAACCACAGAGCAGCUCGCUGGUCUGGCUCUACUCUGGGACAUCUAGACUCUGCAGCAUUGAAGCAAGACCAGAGUGACUCCUGUUGUGAGGUCACCAAAGGAGCCAGACCAGGCGAGCUAAAAAAAACAGGUUUCUUCUCCUCUACAAACUCAGAGUUGGUUAAAAAGUGCAGCACGUUUUGAGGAUUUUCAUGGUUAUGGACUGUUGAAAUGAAAUCUGUCUGUUUACCUUCCUGGGCUGAAUCUGUCACCAGUCUGGGAGAUAUAAAUACUUAAAGGUGAAGUUGACCUUUGACCCUUUGCUCUGUUUUUAACAUAUCUCAGACCCUCACACACAGACCGCCGUAUUACUUAUUCAGCUUGUUAAACUCUGCGUGGCCUGAUUCCUGUCUCAUGUAUUUUUAAUUGUUUGGGGAUUUUGACGGUUUCAGAAGCUGACUCAGAAUUCAGAAGCAGUGUUGACUCAGGGUCAGGUGUGGAAACCUGGUGUUUGGGUUGAAGAGAUAAAAAGUGGAGAGAUGCAUGAAAAAGAAACCAAAAGUGACUUUAAUGACUGUGAUGAAAAUAUGUCUGAAAAUGUUUCUGCAUCGUUUAGAUAAAGACAGAAAACAGCUCUUCACUGGUGAGCAGUAGGAGCUGCACAGAUCAGACCUCCAUCUCAGUUCCCUUUUCACCCAGAGUGUGUGUGUGCGUGUGAGUGUGUGUGCUUGUGUUGUAAAUAAAGGGGGAAGCAGCCACCUGCACCUCUCGAUAAGAGCCCACACAGCUGUAAGAGCUCAGCCAGGAAGUGCAGGGAUGGACUGAGACUCUGAAAGGCCUCAUUGUGCCGUUUUUCUCCUCCUCUCCACCCUCUGAUAACACUAAUACAGAAGAGCGAUCUGUGGUUUUCUGGCUUUCUGGAGGAGAUAAGUGUGGCCUUGGAUGUGAGGAGUGUUUUUUCUGCAGUGUGCUGAAACACACAGGCAGUGAUGAAAGUGACGCUGCAAGUUGGACUUCCCUUUUCUGACACUCUGUCCUUUUUUAACCCGAGCUCUCCUCUCAUCACCGUCACUUUUAAUAAAGCCGAGCAUCACGUGGAAAUGUACAAGUGAAGCGUAAACACAUUUGUGCGACAACACCCUGAAAAUGGACGAUUUUGGACAGCUAACCUUGACUUACUAAUUUAUUUUACCAACCAUAACAGGCUGAGUCUGACAGUGUUCAUCAUUUAUAAGGUUUCAGAGAGGUGGUCUUUUUAAAUCAGAUUAUUUAAACCUGCAAAAUCACAGAAAAGAGAAAAUAUAGGUGUUAAAUGACUCUGAGGGGCUGUGAGCUGAGCUGCUACCUGAAAUACACUGUUUUGGUUUGUUGUUUCACAGUUUUUGUGAUUAUUCAGCUUUUAAUUAGCCAGAUUAGUCCCAUUAUGAUUUUUUUAAAUAAAGGGAGACCCGGCUAAGAACGACAGCAACACAGUUUUAACACCAAAACGAUCAGAGCUAAAACAGAGGUUUAAAUAAAUCCAGACAAAUAAUUCUCAGAACAGAAAUUCUUUAUCAUUUCCUUGAAGUAAUAAUCAUCAUAUUGAUCAUUUUACAGACGCGGUAGUUCUUCUGUCUUAGCGUCUCGGUCUGAUUGUAUUUCCAUGAAGAAAUGAUCAUAAAUGUUCUUCCUUGAGCUGCGUCACCCCGCUGUAGUCCGUAAUGGACUGGCCUGAGGUCUCCCUACAAACAAGCGUCUGCUGGAAGAGAGUAGGUGAGUUGUGUUUAGUCUCUUUGUUAAAGAAAUGAGUCAAAGUUAAAAAGAUGUUUGGUGUCUAGUACUAUGUCUGUGACCCUAUAUGUCCUGUUGAUGAAGUUAGGUGCUGUUCUGAGCAUUAUUUGUGGCUAUAGAGUGGCGUUUUGGUUGGGGGCGUGUCUCUCUGUAUUUCUGAGCUCAGUGGUUCUAACAUACUGUGGUCUGCAGUUUCACUCUGGUUAUAUCCAGCCUGUUUUAAUAAACCAAACCCUUUCUGUGUUAAACUUUAAUCAGACGGUUUUGUGGUUUUUAAAAACAAUGUGAUGUUUGAGGAACUGAACUGUCCCAGUUCCUUUUUACACAGUUUCUCACCUGCCGUCCAGAUUAACCUCUACAUCCUCUCUUUGUUCACUUUCACUUCUUUUACGAGCACCUGGACCGUCAUUUCAUCUGGUGGUUUGGAUACGUUAGGGUGUUAAAGCCAAAACCAAACGUUGAAUACAGAGCGGUUUUACUGUAGUAAUUCUGGGGCAGGAAGAAGAGGACAAACUUGAGAGGGAGGAGGAUUAGAAACACACAAGAUGAAGGCUGAGUCUGAGCUUUACUCCGGGGAAUUAAAAAAACGUUUUAAAAGCCGCCCUCGCUCUCUCGCUCUCUCGCUCUCUCGCUCUGAAAGGAAAAUCAUGUGUCAUUUUUUAAAAACUGUUUUUACCGUCACUGCGCUUCCCUUCUCUGCAUGACCGGACAAACUCGAUUAACGCGACAUCAAUCUGACUAAAAUAAUCAGGUGUACUCCAGGAGAAGGUUUUAGAUAACCCACUUUUCAUAUCCUCACUAACUCUGAGCGACGGUGGAGGGAGAUUAAGACCUGACACUGGAGACAAACGAGUUUUUAGAGCACUCUGUGAGAGACUGUGUGAGCAAAGGUUCCACAACGCCAAAGUAAAUAUCGGCGCUGAGGGUUGGAUUAUCUACUGAACAAUAAAGACUCAGGCUGCUAAAACUGGUCCUGACUCCUGAGUGGAAAUCUCCACAUCACUCCCUGUGAACACGGUUUCCACACAGGUUCAAACUGAUCGAUAGAAAGACUGAAGCAGGUUCAUUAGAUCCCCUACAUCAGUGAGUCUGGGCGAUAAACCGAAAAUUUACCGAUACCGAAAUUUACAACAAUAACCGACGUCAUUUUGCCGAUAUCUUCAGAGACGUGACUCCGCCCCAAUUAGUCUGCAACGAAGAGGGAAGGACAGGUGAGGAGAUGGAGGAGUAGUUAUCGUUAUCGAGGUGAACUGAUCAAUAUAUCGUGAUGUUGAUUUGAGGCCGUAUCGCCCAGCCCUACUCUGGGGGAUCUGACAGUCUUCUUGGGAUCCAUGGACACUGAGUUUCAUGCUUUGAACAGGAAAUUCACCAUUUCUCAAAUUAAAAAUGCUUUUAUUUAACUAAGAUAUUCUUACAGACACUCAUCCAUCCCUGUAAUCUGGAUUUACUCGACAGCUUUGACAUUUCAAUCCACUGACUCUGAAAUCACAUUCGGCUCCUCUGACCUGGUUAUUGAUGAAUCCUGCAGCCGUUACAGAAACUUUCUGUCUGCACUCGCUGUCCGAACGUCUCCGAGAGCAGAUUCAGCCUCUGUGGUGCUUUAGAUGAAAACAGAAGAAUAAAUAUCAAGGCUGUCCUGUUCUGCUCUCACAUCCUUUCAUUUCUCCCUCUCAGUCCCUCUCAGUCCCUCUCAGUCUCUCUCCCAUUAUCACUCCCUCUCUUUUCUUCUCUCUGAUGGCUUCAGGUUUUUAUCAGAUCAUUUCUGGUUAUUUGUUAUGAUGUUAUUGGCUUGUUGUGUAAAAUCUGUUGCUCUUCUUCGUCUUAUUUUUGCUCUGAUGAUGUUGAUGAAGCUGUUUUCAUCCUCCGACACACUUUGGCAGAACUCUCAAACUCCUGAAGUUAAAAAUAUCUCCUCUGAAGACACGCCGGCUCAGUCACAGGUCCUCUUGUUUGUCGACUUUAGCAGAAGUUUGAUCCUAUAAUCCAGGUUUUAUUUCGACUAAUGCACUUCAGUUCAGUUUCAUCCUUCAGUAUCAUGACUGUAUGAACACAAUAUAGAGUUUUUGAUUGCCUCUCCGUGUUCCUCACAUCUCUCUCUCUCUCUCUCUCGGUUUGAUAAGAAACACAUUAUUUGCAGUUGCAGAUAAGCAGCAGGCGGCGCCCGGAGAGCAGAGACAAACGACUCGGUUUGACCCUGACUCCAGAUAAAACCCAGACCUGCAGCCCUGAGAGUGUUAGAUAAUCUGUAUUUGCAUAUCAGGCAUCCAGGGCGGCAGUUUAUGACUCAUGAUUCAGGCUUAAUGCAGGACUACAAUAAAGAUUUCACACAGAGCAAAAGUCUUUCAAAGUUUGUGAAUGUAAAAAGAAAAUACUCCAGGGCUGAGUGGAUAGAAAAUCUUAGAAGUUAUGAGGUGUGGAGUCUAAAAUGAAGUACCAGAGAGAGAGAGAGAGAGAGAGAGAGAACGUCCUGUAACAGGCAGAAACCUCGAGCAGAACCAGACUGAUGUUGGACAGACAUCAGCUGAGACUGAUCUGGGUUUAGAGAGGAGAGACUCGUGGAUUUAGUUAAAGCAGUAAAACUUCUGCAGCAGAGAUCCAGAAGAAUCUACAGGAUGAUGGAGUUCAGAGACUCCCAGGAAAGACUGAAUAUCAAAAAGUACCGUUUACAGUCACCUGAAACGCCGAUACGACAAAAAACUUUAGCGUUUCCUCCUGAAUUAGUUUCUGUGGUGACGGGUUGAUACCGCCUUCAGACAGACUUUGGGGAGUGGUUUACUCUUCAUCUGAAACUGUGAAGUCGUACCAAUUCAACACGACUGACUCGCUCUUGUCCAAUUUAACCACGAAAUUAUCGCCUUCUUUAGCAAACGUUUGUUUACACUGGUGUGUGUGGGAACUGGGGAGGAAGGGGGAGGAGCCUAUUUGAUUAUCGUCAUAAUCAAAUAAACUGAUCAUGAUUUAAAUUGAUUAAUCGUGCAGCCCUAGAUAUCAGGUUGACUUGCAUGCAUGAGUGAUAAGUCAACACAUCUUUGCUGUUAACCCAACAAGAGUUAAUGGGAAGUCUAUAAUAAGAAGUCUAUAAUAAGAAGUCUAUAAUAAGAAGUCUAUAAUAAGAAGUCUAUAAUAAGAAGUCUAUAAAAAGAAGUCUAUAAUAAGAAGUCUAUAAUAAGAAGUCUAUAAUAAGAAGUCUAUAAUAAGAAGUCUAUAAAAAGAAGUCUAUAAUAAGAAGUCUAUAAUAAGAAGUCUAUAAUAAGAAGUCUAUCAUAGAUUUCCUGAAACAUCUGUUGGGUUUGUUGUCGUUUAUUUGACAUGGUAACUCUUCGCUCUCGCUGACAGUCUUAGACUCACUUUUGGAAAAUUUGCCUCUGAUGAAAAACGUCGACACAGUUCCAGCUGCUUCAUAUUUCCUCACAGUCCAGGAGCUUUAAUGAACAUCUCAGAGUGUUUCUGACUUUGAAUUGUGAAGGUUUCGCUCUUUUGGCAGGUGUUGACCUUUUAUUUAAAAUUUCCUCUUUAUUUGUUUAAACUCUCAUGAUCAGCCGGCCAAUAAAACUCACUCAAGGAUUUAUUGAUGAAAGUUUUUUCGACCCUGACGUUAAAAGCCUGUCAGACUCUGUCGGGUAGAAAAAAGCUGCACUUCCAGGUGACCUGAACUCCGCCGGAUGAAGUGGGUCAGGGUGACGGGGCGAAAAAGUUUCUCGGUGAGAUGGUUUGAGUGCUCCUCGCUUCAGAGAGGCACGUUUUUAAGUGCUGAGGAGUUUAAUCUCCUGCAGAUGAAUAUAAAAUAUGCAGAAAGUCUCUUUUUAUUCCACUUCACCGAACAAGACUGGAGGCUGGAGAUGGAAGGAAGGAGGUCAGGAUAUGUGAGUUGGCGUUUUUGGGUUGUUACUGUUAAUGUGUUUGAGGAGAUGCUGCCUUUGGAUGGGAUCAUGUUUUCUGUAUCCUGGUGUUCAUGCACGGUUUAAGGAGCCUGUAUGUUUGGUUAUCUGAGUGGGGCUGAACGGUUAACUGUCAUCCUUCUCUGCUUUAAUCAAUUAACUGAUCGAUUAAUCCUGCAGAAGACAACAAAACUUCACGAGCUCUAAAAUCUGCAGCAUUUGUAGAUGAUGGUUUUAAGAGAGUCCUCAGUGACCGUGACAGCGGCCUGAGUUUGAGCAGAUGUCUGGGGAUUAGCGAGAGAAAGAUAGUUGAGCAAGUCCCAGCUGUUCAGACGAUGAUACGCUAGAUUUGGAGAGGAAGAUUUACUGCAGCUUAGAGAGGAGGAGGGAAAGACACGGGUUGAUGGAGUCGGAGGGAUCAACAAAGACAUGCCUCACCCCGUGGAGGUGAUUGUUUGAGUCGCCCCAAAUCUCUUCCCCAAAUCCUCUCAGAACAAAACUCCCACUGAGCUUGAAAUAAUCUGAGUUUAAACAUCAUCACAGCUCUUUCUUACCUUUUGUAUGUCAGUCUGUAGAGACCGUUCUCGUCUAACAGGUUCAUCAGGAACUGAAAGAGACGAUUAAACACAUCGAAGCUGCCUCUGUGACAGCUGAAGAGAAGCUCAGAAACCUCUUAGUUAUCGAACCCUGGGUCUCCUCUGACAUGAAGGUGGACACAGCUCUUGGGUUAGGGCUGGGCGAUAAACCGAAAAUUUACUGAUACUGAAAUUUACAACAAAAACCGACAUCAUUUUCACCUAUAUCGGUAUAUUCGAUGUUAAAAAAAUAAACAAGUAAAAGUAGGUUUUAACGUUGUAGGUAGGCUAAAGUCCCACUCCGAUUGUUUUUUUUACUACUUAAAGUUGUUCUCAUUGGUCUAUAAAUUGUGAUUUUGAAUUUUUAACCAAGAAUCGCGUUACCUGCGUCAUUUUCAAGGACUUUUAGAUUAGUGGGCGGAGUCAGCGCUGCUCUGCACACUCCUCUUCAUGCUAGCCUGUAGCCUAACAUUACUGGUGUAGUAGAAAUAGGUAACACAGGAGUUAUUCAGCUCUCAGACCCUGAUGUCUUUGAGGACACAAUGAAAGUUAAGAUCAUAAUUAGAUUUCUAGCAUUAAAACCCGCUAACGCAGACGCUUGUUCUGCGAUCCUCCUCAGUAGCCACGUUUACAUGCAGACUUUUUUCUCAUUCGGAUUAUAAUCAUUCCGAUUGAAGCUCCCAGGCGAACUGUUUACAUGGAAGCGAUCUAUUCUGAUCUGGUGUUUACAUGUGCCACGGCAUUCAAUCGGAACAGCUAUUUACAGACAUGCGAUACCUUCAAACAUCACGUGAUGUUGUCACAUGAUGUCCCACCAUGUGAGUCAUACGUCACUGCUUGUUUACAUCAGGACAGAGCAUGCGCAGACAGAACCCAGCCUGACAACUUUCCGAUUCACCGUUUACAUGACAGGAUUUUGCUUUUAAUCGGAAUGGGAAAAGGAAUAUUCUACCCCUGAGAAUCGGAAUGAAAUUCCAUUCGGAAUGGGCCUGUUUAUUCCGAAUGAGGUGUUUAUAUGGAGCAUUUUCAUUCCGAUUGGGCUUCUAUUCCGAUUAUAUUCGGAAUAUUUGGCUCCAUGUAAACGUUGCUAGUGUUUCUCCUCUGUAUGCAGUCUGGUCUGCAUAGCGUGCUCUGGGGGCGGAGCUUGGAUUUGUGAUGUAUGAAAUCUCACUGUGUCUGAGCCUGCAGUUUGGGUCUGUUAGAGAUUCACAGAGAUCUGAAUGAAGAAAUACUCAGAAAUGCAGUUUUGCACUUAUUUUUCUCUUGAUUUGUCCUGAAGCGUCAGAAAAAUGAACGUUUUUAAAGAGUAGAUUCGGGUUGUCCUUCCUCCUGGUUAUCAGGCGUCUCUUUCUGGAUUUCUCCUUCCUCUCCGGCUCUUUUCUUCCUCUCUCUGUUUAUCUCCCUCCUCCGUCCCGCUGAGGCUGAAGUGUUUUUGGCAGGCGGUGCACGUCACACAGACAUUAACCACGGGUAAUGUUGAGGAUGGAUGGAGUAGAGGAUGGAUUUGUGGGAGAGGCGGAGGAAGCUGCUGAAGGUCAAAGCCAUCCUCUUUUGCUUUGACCACCGAGGACACUGUGUGUGUUUGUUGUUGUGUGUUUGUCUGGUGUGUGUUUGUUGUUGGAAGCUGUUGCAUAACGUCGCCGGAUGGUGCAGCAGCUCUGACAGAGUCCAGCGGCUGGGCGGAGGUUUCCUUUUGUGUUUUUGACAAUGACUCAACACUCUGUGGUGAAAUAAUGUCUGUUCCUGUGUGUGCGCUGUUACACACUUACACAAAAAAGGAAAAUUAAACAGUAUCAACAUGUUUUUUUUCCUUUUUGUGCUUCAGGUAAUAUCAACGUUUAUGAGGCAUGAAUAAGCUUCAUGUAUUCAUCUGUAUUAGUCCAUGAAAUGAGUCUGAAUGAGUGAAACACACUCAGUCCUGCUCCUCCUCUUUGACAAAGGCGUGCUGUGACGGUUUUAAAAAUAACUCCUCGUCUCCUCGUUCUCCUCGUUCUCCUGACUCAUCCUUGUUUGGAUCUGUCUUCUGGUUUUCCUCUAAGUUCAGUUUUUGGCUCUUUUACUCCUUCAUAGAGGAGACACCAGCGGACAGUGGAGUAUGAAGCUGGAGGAGACGGUGAUGUUUAAGACAAAAGGCCUCGGGUUAGAAUGAAGGAUGAGGAUGAAGAACCGGUUUCUCCUAGUUUGAGUCAUAACUUACCCGAGCCUCCCACACGGCUUCACGUGUCUUACUAAACAACAACAUGAUGAACACGAGCAGGAAUAACAACCGAGGGGUGGAGGAAGGAAUCACAGCCGUUAGAAGACGAGAGUGAGAUUUACUGUAAAAUCCACCCGCUCCGUGAGGACGGCGGCUUUUUCAGCAGUAAGAGUUUCUGUGACAUCCGUGGACUUUCCUACCCCACAGAGAAGAUCAGAGGACUCUCAGGGACUUUGAUGAUUUAUGUUUAGAUUUCAGUUAAACAGUGAAAUAGUGUCUUUUUUUUCUGUUGUCAGCUGACCUGUAGAGGUCCAGACUAAAGCCAGGCGUCCCCGUCUCAGCAGAGUGAAGAUAGAAAAAGUGACAGCAUGAUUGAUCCUCCGUACUUUCUCAGGGACUUUUUCCACAUCUGUCAAACUGGUCCUUCAAGUGAUGCAAGAAUGAACACGAACACUAAAACUAAAAACGAAACUGAAACUGAGAAUUAACGUGUGUGAGCGCGCUCGUCAGCUGAAGAGAGAAGAAAAUCGAUUUGAGGAUUUUAAUUUUUUUAACAUCGUCAUAAUCAAAUAAUCCGAUUUCGAUGUAAAAUCAACUGAUGGUGCAGCCCUAAAAGGUGGAAAAUAUUUGAUUCCCACAGAUUGAGAAUCAAAGUUGUAGGAUGUGGUUCAUCAGCUCGCUCUAACUCGGAGGUUUUAAUGAGACUCUGGCGGCGUUUGGUGAAAUACACGGUGGAAAUCUCAACCUUUUGAAGGCCUCGCUGGAAAUUUCAUGAACCUUUUUAUGAUUUUUGUGUGAAUUCAGCUAAAGUUUCUGUAGUAACCGAGUCGUCCUGAUAAACUCGAGUUAUUAAACUCACAGAAUCUCCGUCUGUAAAACCUGGAGAUGUAAAUUUGUGUCGUUUCAUGUUGAAGGUUUGUCUUCAUUAGAAUCACUGCAGCUCUGUGACUAAAGCGGACUCUAAAGUGAGUCCUCGGUGCAGCUCCUCUUUGAACCUCAGCCUCCCAGCCUGCGUGGAUCUGGGUUAAUUUGCCUAUUAAAGUCCGUGACGCCCACAUCACAGGCGCAGGCUUCUCCCUGCUGCUACAGCCAACCCUGCAGCUCUCUUUCAACAGAUCUAGGCCAGUCACAGCCGGCCCACCUCUCUCCUGGAGUAAACUUUCAAUCAAGAUUUCCUCGACAUACAUACAGGGACAGGAAGGACAACAUGUUUACAGCAUGUGGCCUCAAAUUAAAGGUGACCGUGAGUCCCAGAUUGUGCUGGGAGGAAAUUAUCGGGAAGCUCGAUCAAUCAAAGUUUCCUGGAAAAUUAGCCGAAUCAGGUCACUGAGGAAAACUGUCGCCUCAAAUCCUGACGGAGUCGACCCUGGACUCAGUGAACACACGGUCUGUACUGUUCGGAUAAUAAAAAGAGAAACACGCCUUUUAUUCGGUAGGAAAAAAAGGAGAGUGAGGCUGUUUUUGAGGGUCAGUAGAAAAUCUCUGAUCUGUUUCAGCAUCUCACCGUCCGCCGAUAAAGAGCAGAGACUGAAAAUAGAAUCAAAGAUGAUAAUCGUGAGAUUUUUCUGUCCUCAGAGGUUUUUAUAUCAGCGCUGAAUCUUUCUGAAUCAGUCCUGGCACACUGACCUGAUUAAACACAUUAAGCGUCACGUCUGAUGCAAUAAUCCUCAUUAAAUAACGCCGUCUGUGCCAGCGGCGUUCGUUCUGAUUAUACAAUCAGAGGAGACUUAAUUAAAAGAGGAACAGGAACAUCUCUAUACCAGACAGGACUGAAAAAAACAGAUUCGUCACUCUGUGAGAGACUGUGUGAGCAAAACUUCGACAGUUUCAUCAUGUCCCUCAGCGUGGAAUUAAUAAGAACAUUAUCGGCUUUACAUAAUAUCGUUAAAAGAGUCAGAUCUGCAGAAAGAAGAAGAAGAAAACCGCGAUCAUGAGUCUGUCAGACUGAGCUGCAGUAAAAACAGGAAUGACUCUGUAGUGGAAGUCACCGCAGUGACUGGAAGUUGUUCCCAAAAGCUAAUAAUUUAUACAGAAUCUCAUUUUUGACUUGACUUAGUGUUUACACUUUAUGACUAUAAAGAGGAAUAACAUGUAGGGCUGGGCGACAAACCGAAAAUGUACUGAUACCGGAAUUUACUCUGCAGCGUCGAGCACCUCAACAAAUACUGACAUUUAUAACCUUCAUACUGAGUUACUUUUUAUUUCCCUCCGAUUAGAAAGUUGAUUUAAAACCUUUAGGUACUUGUGGAGUAGGGCUGUGCGAUAAACCCAAAAUUUAACAAUACAGACAUUUACAAAAGUAACUAACGUCAUUUUACCCGUAUCGGCAUAUUCGAUGUUAAAUAAAUAAAAGUUGUUUUAGGACAAUAAAACAUCUAACCUGCUUCUGUGACACCUGUGGAGAGACUCUGCGUGAUUCAUAACUAACUGAUCGAACCCUGAAUCUCCUCUGGUGUAGAGGUGGACACAGCUUUUAGGUGUUAGUUUUUACACAGCUUUGCCGUCACAAAAGACCUAAAAGUUCCUCAUUUAUGGAAAAUUUCUGCGGCUGUCUGUUGGCGUUGUGAUAACAGAUAUUGAUGCUCAUAAAACAAGUUUGAUAUUAGGGCUGGGCGAUAAACCGAUACCUAAAUAAACCACAAUAACCAACGUCAUUUUGCCCAUAUAGGGAUAUUGAUUUGAGGCCAUAUCACUCAGCCCUAUGUGACACUGAGUAAUUAGAUUUGUGUGUGUCCUUCAAUAAUGAUCUUUCAGGUUUUAUUUCAUGAUACUAAACUCUGGUUUUGUUGAAGCUGAGGUAGUUUUAUUUCUUCUCCGUCCUCUUCUUCUUAUUUCACUUUAAAAAACAUGUUUUUAUGUUUUUAUGUGUUUAAAGUUCUCCUGAAUAUUUGAUGCUCCGUCUCCCACAAACAGACAGACAGACAGACAGAGGGACGCAGAGCGAAACAGCAGCUCGGUUUCUGAACUUCUGCAUUACUUACACAUCAGCGUCUCUCUGGAGGACGGCGCUCUGAAAAUUUCAUGGGCUUCAACGCGGUGUGAUUAAAAUAUGAAGCAGCCGAGCGAACGCCGAGAACAGAGAGGGAGAGAGAGAGGUACGCGAGGACACGAAGGAGGGAGAGAGGCAGAGGUGUGUCAGCAAGAAAGAUUAAGUCGGGUAUAGAAAGUGACAGACAUGGAGGAGAGGAAGGAACGAGGGAGAUGGGAGUUUAAGACCAGAGGAGGGAGAGAUCAGGGCGAGGUUUGGAGACGGAUGGAAACAGACAGAUGCAUAAAGAUAGAAACAAAAGGAGAGAGAGGCAAAACGGGGGAGACAAGGUGAGCGAUGAGAGAGAAACCAAAGAAGGGAGAAAAACGGAGAGAUGAUUGGAAGAGAAGGAGGAAGGAAUGAACGACGGCGUGAUGAAAUUAGGGAAAUGAAGGGAGGGGAUGUUUGCAGCUUUAACGGUCGACGUGCAGCUCUGAGAUCUUUAUGGAGUAAAUGUGGAUGAAGAGGAAGGCGAAGGGUUGAAGCUGUGAAUGUAAAGUCCCACAGACGUCAAUGAAACACACGCUGUCUUUAGAUUUUUAGAUUUUCCUUUAUUCAUCCCUCAGUGCAGUAAUUAAACUGUUAACAGCAGCGGUACACACAACAUACACACAACAUACACACAACAUACACACAACAUACACACAACAUACACACAACAUACACACAAAAUACACACUCAUACACACAACAUACACACAACAUACACACAACAUACACACAACAUACACACAACAUACACACUCAUACACACAACAUACACACAACAUACACACUCAUACACACAACAUACACACAACAUACACACUCAUACACACAACAUACACACAACAUACACACUCAAACAGGGUACAAAAAACAAACAAGAUAAAGAACUACGGUAAAUAAAAGGAGGAGCAGAAUUAAGACGAGUGUUAGAAAAAUAUAAUAGAGAAAAAAGAUCAACAACAAAAAAAACAGGUUUGUGAUGAUGAUGAUGAUGAUUCAUCAAUAAUUAGGGGUGUAGUAUUGCACUUUUAUUGCUUUUAUUGCACUCUUCUUCUUCUUCUUCCUCUUCUUCUUCUUCUUCCUCUUCUUUAAACUGAUGAAAUUUCCUCUUUCUGUGGAUUUCCUCUCCGUCUUUGUUGUCAAACACUUUGACAAACGGUCUGAAACUGUCGACGACAAAAACAAGUUUUCCAUCUGUGACUGCGCACAAAUGAAUUCUCAAUCUGUUAAACACGCCGCCGUCGCCAACUCGCUAAUUAGAAAGCUCAUGAAUAAUUCCCUCGCACAGACUGUUUGCUCGGAUAACUUUGCCAGCCCUCCUGGCUCCGCCCCUCUUGUCCAAAUAUGGUCGUUGAUAUGUUGAGCUGUGAGAGAGGCGGUGAUCUCCAUCAUCAGAGGGUUUUUACAGCAGCAGAGUUAAACUCCAACAGAGCUGCUGGGAUUAAACUCUAAAUCUAAAAUCUUUACAGACUUUUCAAUAUUUAAUUCUUCCUCUUCUUUCCUCAUCCCUCUCUCUCUCUCUCUCUCUCUCUCUCUCUCUCUCUCUCUCCUCAUUCAAAGUGUUGUCUUCGAUCGGCAGCUGAAUGACGGCUUUACGGCCGUCUUUCUCGCCUGGAGCGACUCUGAAACAGAAAAUUGGGCCAAAGCAGAGAGAAAAGUCAGAUUUUCAGGCUGUUUUUGUUUCUUUAUCUGUUGAUGUGAUUUUAUUGGUGCUAAAGAGAGUCGGAGAGUCGGACCGACUUCACUUUCUACAGGCUUUAAUGUUAAUGUUUGUUUACUGUAAAAACACAACUCUGAACGACACGAACAAUCCGAGAGAAAAAACACAGUAAACAAGAGGAAACAGGAAAAAGAAGGGAUUAUAUGUGAUGGAAAAAGUGAAAAACAAAAAACAAAAAGGAGGACAAUAAAAGGAAGAAAAAGGAAAGGAAGAAAAGGAGGAAGAAGGAAGGAAGGAAGGAAAGGUGAAAAAUGAGACGAUUGAGGAGAGGAAGGAAAAAGGAAACAAAAAAGGAGAAGAGAGACUGAGAGAGAAAUGAGAGGAAGAGUUAAAAAAGGGAAAAGAAGAGAAAGAUUUCCAUGAAGAGGAGGAGGAGGAGAGGACAGACGGCAAAAUGGAUGGAAGACAAAGAAACUGAAGACAAGGAAAAAAGGAUGAAAGAUGUUUACAGAAAAGAAAGGAGACGGAGGAGAAAGAAACGAAACAACAAAGAGGAGAAUUUUAAGAAACGCUGACUGAAGAUUUUUAUUUCACAUGGAAGGUCAACGACCUCUGAAAACAGCAGGUUAGAUCUUCUUCACUCCUCUUUUAAACCUCCACCUUCAGUUUUCCUGAUCAGACCAGGAGACGAGUGAGGAGGAGGAGGAGGAGGAGGAGGAGGAGGAAGAGCGAGCACGUGUGGGACGGGAUACUCGUGUCAACGUGACGGAAGAAGGAGGAGGAGGAAGAAAGGGAAACUUGUGACACUGUGACAUUAUCAGGAGGAGAAAGUCGUCAUGUUUUCUUUUUUUUACAUCCGUAUACAAGCGAGGAAAGUUUGUGAGGAGCGUCUUCGGCUCAGCAGACAAAUGAAGGUCAUUCAGACUUUAAUAAGUCAGAGCUGCUUCAGUUUCCUCAGAGGAUUCAACGUAAACAUGAUCGAUGACCAGAAACCAGAUAUAACAGACCACACUCCUGAAAACUUCUCCUGCAGCUUCUCAGUCCCUCUGAACAGAGAUGGAUGCAACAUCAUCCCAGGGGUCGGAGGUUAAGGUCUUGCAGACAGAGACCUCCACCUGGUGACCCCGUAUCGCCGCCGUCUUCGUUUAGUCCAACGUUUUUUUGCUUGUGGACGCUGUUCCAGAUCUUUCUUACUGAAGGAUUUUAAAGGAUGAGGAGAUGUUGGUCCACAGAUGUCACCAGGACCUUCAUGUUAAACUCUCCUGAAGUCUACACGGAUCCCUGGUCAGCAUGUGUCGUCAGCAUGUGCAUUCAGACAGCGUGAAAUACCGAGGCGAACACAUGACAACAACAAGGCCGAGGCUGUUCGCUCCGUGCUGCGCUGGCACCGUGAUGGCCGCCGCUAAUGAGAUUACAGCCAGCAUGUGGUGAUGUCAGACUCUCUGCAGACCAGAGACCAGAAUAAACACAGAUAUACUGGAGAGUGAGGGAGGGAGUGAGCGAGCGAGCGAGUGAGUGAGUGAGUGAGUGAGUGAGUGAGCGAGCGAGCUCCUCAAACUGAUGAUGAUGAAGAGUUUAUAAAAAGUGUCUUCCUGAAAGUUCGUUUGCAACGACGGCUUCAGAUUUAAAGGAGUGAUUAAAACAUGAAUGUUUACUAAUCAGUGGAGAUGGAUCAGGCUGAGAGUUUAUAGAGGACGAGUAAAGUAGAAGAUCUGCUAAUUAACAGAUCUGCUUUUUUCAUGAUAUAUUAGGGCUGCAAGAUAAACCCAAAAUUUACAGAUACUGGAAUUUAUGACUAACCACAAAUUUCCACCACAUCCGGAACGGCGACAAUUUCUGCCGUGUGCCAAUAGUAGAUUGUGUCCUUCCAGAGGAGGAAAUCUACUUCUAGACUUCUAGAAUCAGCAUCUCCUCAUCCAUGGUGUCAUCGGGGUGAAAUGACGUCUAAAAACCUUUCACUUGUUCGUCUCCGCCCGUUUGCAUGGUGUGAAAUACGAUCCUCCUGAGAGUGUUUUAUUUUGAAAAGAAGCCGGAUGUUUUAUUUUGUGUCUGUGCCCGACUUCCUUUCCAGCACGGGUUAACCUGUGCUGAAUUUAUCCGCCAUGCUCCGGCGUCCAGAAAAAAUAGAACUCUUGUGAUCAGCUGAGGAGUCCGGCGAUCCGCAGAGGAACGGAAAGAAGUCGGUGUAAAUUGACACGUUAACUUGAAUGGUUACGAUCAGCUACGAUCGGAGGAUACGACCUUUUAGGAGACCAUCAGGAUGAAGGUGGAGAUUUAGCUUCAACAGUCUUCCCAGUUUCUUACAAAACAGCGUUUACUAUCAUGAAAUUAAACUUGAAAAUCAUAAUCCGGGGGCGCCCACAUUAGGGCUGAGCGAUAAACUGAAAAUUUACCGAUACCAAAAUUUAAGACAGUAACAGACGUCAUUUUGCCCAUAUCAUAUCAUAUUCUGUGUCAUGUGCUAUGGUCUCAUGUCCCUUUAAGACGCUGUCCUACAUUAACAAACGUAGGGAAAGAGGUGAGGAGAUGGAGGACGGGUCAAGAGCGGCGGCUGAAGUAGACGAAGUUAAUGUGAGAGGGGGUGAGCAGCUUGUGGAGUAGUUAUCAUCUAUUUAACGUUAUCGAGGUGAACUGAUCAAUAUAUCGAGAUAUUGAUUAGAGGCCAUAUCACUCAGCCCUAUGAUCUACUGUAUUUUUCAGAUAUCUUUAUGUAAACAGGAUUGGUGGGUCCAGGUUUCUGCAUCAUGAGGAUAAUCACUUUAGAACUCAAUCAAUCAAUCAAUCAAUCAAUCAACUUUAUUUCUAUAGCACAUUUUAAAAUAACCACAAGGGUAGCCAAAGUGCUGUACAAUGAUACAUAAAAACAAAUAACACAAAGAGCAAGAUAAAGUGAGCAGAAAUACAUUAAUGCAAGGGGAUAAAUAAGUAAAUAAAUAAGCAGGCUCACGGCAGGUGCUAAAAUGAUAAAAAAACAAAGUAACACUAAAAAGUAUCAAAAGCCAAGGAGUAAAAGUGUGUUUUUAAAAGGGAUUUAAAAACAGGAAAUGAGGAGGCCUGUCUGAUAUUCAAGGGCAACUCAUUCCAGAGUUUCGGGGCAGCAGCAGCAAACGCUCUGUCCCCUCUGAGCUUCAGCCUAGUAUAUGGGACCGUCAGUAGCAGCUGAUCGGCUGAUCUUAAGGGUCGGGGUGGGCAGUAAGGCUAGAGCAUUUCAGAAAUGUAAGGUGGAGCAAGAUUGUUCAGGCUUUUAAAAACAAAUAUUAAAAGCUUAAAUUUAUUCUGUACUGUACAGGGAGCCAGUGUAACUCCUGACACAACGGCUGAAAAUCAACUUUUUAAUCGCAGGGAGAUAAAAAGUAACUCGGCAUGAAGGUUAUAAAUGUAAGUAUUUGUUGAAUCAGAUCGCUGUUGAGGUGCGUGCCGCUGCAGAGUGACCGCUGAAUGGUAUUUGAUCAUCUGAAUGGUGAAUGACUGACUCACAUGAGGCUAAUUUGAGCGUCAUGUGUCAUAUCUGCAGAGCUGCUCAUUCUUGGUCUAAUUCGACGAUCAGGAUGUGGUUCGGAGGAUAUCGGUCAAAAAUGAUGCUGCUCUCCAUCUGAAGUGUAUUUUUAGUAUAUUUAUCACUUUUAACGGUCUCACUCUGGGCCUGAGAGAAAACCUGUCCUUUCUGGUGCAGAGACACUCGGUGGAGUUAGCUCAGGAGUUUGGUCGGCUUGAAGUGGGUCAGGAGCAUCAUGUGGUGAUUUAAUAUUCAGUGGGCUGUCUCUCUCUCUCUCUCUCUCUCUGAGUUCUGACUGCGUCUGCCUCGCUCUCUUUCCUCCCUCUCUCUCUCUUUUUUGUUGAGUCGAUAUGUUCGCUCAGAAACUUCACACAGCUUCAGAAAUCCGUCUCGGUCUCUCGGCGUGUGUGAGAUGAAAGGUGGGAGCUGUGAUUUACUGCAUCACUUCAGGGCUGAUUCAUCACAUCCUACUGUAGGUAGUAUUUUCACACACAGACUUACACAUUAUUUUUGGACACAGUCAGAGGAUGAUCUGACUGCUGCUGACACACACACACACACACACACACACACACACACACACACACAGAGUGGAUUCUAAAGUACAAACUCAGCAUCUAUAUACUGGUAUACUUGAGUCACUCCGUCCAUAAUAAAGCUGAGGUUCUCCUGGUGCACUCGCCAUAUUCCUGUUGGUGUUUUUCCACCUCUGCAUUUUCUGCACCCCUCCUCUUUAAGAUGACAUGCUGUCAGCCAAUCAGAACAGAGCCUCGUUAGUGUAGCGUCACGUAGGGCUGCACAAUUAAUCGAUUUUAAAUCAUAAUCGGAUUAUUUGAUUAUGAAGAUGUUAAAAAAAUUAAAAUCAUCAAAUCCAUUUUCCUCUCUGUCAUGUCUCGCUCCUCCAGGCCACCGUAGGCUCUGCAGUUCCCACACACACCAGUGUAAACAAACAUGGCGUUUGCAAAAGAAGGCGAUAAUUUCGUGGUUAAAUAGGACAAGAGCGAGUCAGUCGUGUUGAAUUGGUACGACUUCACAGUUUCAGAUGAAGAGUAAACCACUCCCCGCUGUGACGUCUGUCUGAAGGCGGGAUCAACCCGUCACCACGGAAACCAAUUCAGGAGGAAACGCUGAAGGUUUUUGUUGUAUCAGAAACUUUUGAAAACGGGUCAGAGAGUCUUCGCCCCGGCGGGUCUCUGCAGGUCGUCCAAAGUCAAACCCGAGUCUAAUAAGUUUGAGUGACAGACCUGUUUUUUCCACAUGAGCAUUUCUCUGGACUUUGACUCGACAGCAUGCUGAAGAUGACUCGACGUGGUUUCUGAUCAUUGAUUUACAGUCGUCAAUACUCCGUCCUGACUAACACUGACUCCCUUUGUUUGAUGGUAGGAGCUGAAUUUCUGUGUCUGACAAAGAGAGACGUUCAGACAGGAAUUAAUGACAGUUUCUCAACAGUUUAUUAUCAUCAUAUCUCCAAAUAGAUGAUUACAGUCAGCAGUUAUGGAUUCAUUAUGAAAUUAGAGAGAAGUUAAUCACAGCUCUGACAUACUUGAGGGGAAAUAAAGCAAAACGAAAACAGAGAGAUUUCUUAUUUCACAGUCUGAUAGUCGAUGUUCCUCCGAGCUUUCACUGAACUGAGAGUCUGAGACUUAAUGAAAAAGUGAGUUUUAGUCUCUGUGAGGUGAAGGUCGGAGUUUUUGAGAAGAAGAAAAAAAGAAAAACAUGUUAUUUUCUCCUAAAACCCUGAGAUGGAUGAUAGAAGCUGAGUGAUUGAAUUUAGUGUCGUUGUUUUGAGAGGGUCUGUCUGUUUUUUCACUUCUUCUUCUUCUUCUUCUUCUUCUUCUUCUUCUUCUCCUCCGUUUCUUCAGGCCCAGCUGGAGGCCCAGAGAGCCACUCAGGACUUCCAGAGAGCCACGGAGGUCCUGCGGGCGGCCAAGGAGACCAUCUCUCUGGCCGAGCAGAGGCUGCUGGAGGAGGACAACCGGCAGUUUGACUCGGCCUGGCAGGAGAUGCUGAACCACGCCACGCAGCGGGUGAGGAGGGGCGAUCGAAUAAAAGAACACAUGCUUCUUUUACUCUUCUUCUUUGUUUUUCUUCUUUCUUUUCCUGAAUUCCUUCCUGUUUUACCUUUUCAACCUUCUUCUUCUUCUUUAUUCUGUUUAUCUCUUCUCUCUUUUUCUCUCAAGUCCUUCAUCAACCUUCAUCAUCUACCAACCAUCCUUUUAUUCCUCCUUCUCCUCUCUCCUUUUCUUUUUUCUCCAUCACCUCCAUCUCUGUAUCCUCAACCUCUUUUUCUACUUUUUCACCCUCCUUUUCUUAUCGCUCCUCCUCUUCUUUAUCUCCAGUUUCUCCUCCAUGACUCAUCUCCUUCUUCUUCCCCCUCCUCUUCUUGUCCUUUAGUUCUUCUCCUCCUUCCUCCCUUCCUCCUCUUCCCUUCCUCCUCUUCCCUUUCCUUCCUUCCUUCCUCUUCUUCUCCAUCUUCUCCCCCUCCUCUUCUUUAACCUUUUCAUCCUUCCUUCUCUACCUCUCCUCUUUUUCUUGUCUUCUCUUUUUCCUUCCUCUCCUCCAUCUCUCCCCAUUUUCUCCUCUUUUUCCUCUCCUCUUUCCCCUCUUUUCCUCUUUCCUCCCCUCUUUUUUCUGUCUUUUUUUUUCUCAUCCUCCUCCCUCUUCUUCUCCUUCUUCUCCUCCUUUUUUGUUAACCUUAUUUUCAUUUUUUUCAUUUGUCCUCAUUUUUUGCCCUCUCUCUCUCUCUUCUCUUCUCCUCUUCUCACCUUUUCUCCUCCUCCUCCCUCCCUUUUUCCUUCCUUUUGUCCUCUUCACCUCCUUCUUCUCCUCUUUCUUUCCAUCUUUCUCCUCCUCCGUCCUCGUUGAAAUGAACACAUGAACCUUUUAUUCGUUCCUCUUUUUUAUGAGCCGAUUUAAAACACUUGAUGCUUUGACGGUUCGGCUGACUCUGUGCUCUGAUUGGCUGUUGCAGGUGAUGGAGGCGGAGCACACUAAGACGAGGAGCGAGCUCGUGCACAAAGAGACCGCGGCCAAAUACACGGCGGCGAUCGGCCGCAUGAAGCAGCUGGAGAAGAAACUCAAACGCACCAUCAACAAGUCCAAGUAAGAGUCAGCUGAUCAUGUGUUCAUCCUCACUCUCUCCGAGUUUAGAGACUCUUCUUCACCCUCUCACAGCCGCGUCUCGGCUCGCUCUAGUUUCCAGCCCGCUUCUAUAUUUGGUCUUUAAUUGUGAUCCCUGCUGGACCGUCACAGCGAGAAGUGGAUCUGCAGAGACUGGAGCGGACUCUCCGAGCACGACUCCAGGCUGGUGGGCGGUCUGAGUCAAAGACGACAAAGACAGAAAGUCUCCGCCUACACAGCGCUCUUAAUUAUCUCACGUUCGCACGCUUGAGGACUGACUGAGAGACCCUGAAGACCUGAGAGCUGCUGCUGCAGCUGCUUCUCUCACCAACAAUAAUCUCGCUCUGAUUUUACCGGAGCAGAUCUGAGGAAGUGAAAGAGUCUGAUGACGUCUUUUCUGGUUUGACCAGCAUGUUAAAAAAACAACCACCUGUUUCUCACCUCACACACACGUUUAUUUAAUAAAAGCAGGUCACACUUCUCCUUCUGUCAGUCAGCUGUUCAAGAGGAAGUCUAGAUUUAGGUUUAUAUGAUCACAAGGUGAAUUCUCCUGCAGCACAAGUUCACUGAAGCUGCAGAAUGAGUCAGAGUUCAGGUGACUUCUUUACACAGUUUUCUGCACACCUCACCAAGUUAUUCAGACGUCUGACAGUCUGGAUUUUUUGGUGAUGCAUCGUUUGCAUAUUUGCUGUUAAUGCAGUUUUUUUGGGUGUUUUUGCAGAAAGUUUUUUCAUCUGCAGAGAAUUUUCACUGUUUUUUCAGUUUCACACCAAACCCUAACUUAUCAUGCAUGUAGGCCUGUCACGAUAACAAAUUUUGCUGGACGAUAAUUGUGCUACAAAUUAUUGCCGAUAAACGAUAUUAUUGACACCGUUUUUUAAAUUAUAGAAAAUGAUAAUAUAUGGCAUAAUAAUGCGAGUACACCGUGUCAAAAGUGAUAAACUUUAAUUUCCGCUGUCUGUCACCAUUUUGCACUGUUUUGUUUAUAUUUGCUUUGCUUACCAAACGGUACCUGUCGGGACGAUGGCUCCGCAGCACCUCCGGCGGAACUUUUUUUGCUCAGUUGGGAAAAAUGGAGGGGAUGAUUGUGCCUGAGGUGCGCAUGCAUGUUCGUCGUAUUCCCCUUCUUUGUCACCACAACUUUGGAACAAAUACGACAUAUCGGCUCGUCUGUAUUUGUGGGCUCACCUCUUUCAUUUGGUUUAAAGCCGAAAUAUUCCCACACUUGGGCUGUUGCGUUCGGUUUAGACACCAAAGCUGUCGUGUUCAUUCUGUUUGCUUGCUUUUCACUCACUUGCAGCACUGUAUCCAAAAGUCUGUGUCUGUGUGCCUGUGCGCGCCCCCCGUGACAAAGAUACUGAAUGACUGACAGGAGGGUUCACUAACUCCGUUCAUUCCGCUAUAGAGCCAACGCCCCCAGGUGCCGAGAACAAUGCGCAGAGUGAGACCUCUUCUCUCAUCCAGCGUGUUUGGUAGCGAGAGAGGAGGAAAACAAACGCAUGUUAAUUAUCGAGGCUGGCAAAGUUAUCGACCUCGUUUUUAUUUACCGAGCGAUAAGGCGAUUUAUUGAUUAUCGCGACAGGCCUACAUGCAUGUUUGAUUUUGCAUCAUUUCUCCAAAUGAUGCAAAACUGAAUCAGAGCUGCACAAACAGGAGUAAAAUAUUCAUAACUAAAUGUAAUUAUAGAUAAUUAAGUAUAAUUAAUAACAGUGUUGAAAAUAGGUCAAGCUCACAGAAUAGAUUUUUAAGUUAGUAGAAGUUAGUCAGUGAGGAUUCAGAGAGCUGAAUAAAAACUUAAUAUUUGACUGUUUUCACAGUUUCAUCUCAAAGAAAAACUUUCAUUUCUAAUCAGAGCUGCAGUGAAGUAAAAGGAUUCAGAUUUACUUCGUACCCCCGUCCUCUCUGCCUGUUUUCUGCUCCAUCCACAGACCCUUCCUCUCCAAAUAAAACCAUCAGACCUGAAAUUCAACCUUAAAAGAAAGAAAACAAGAAUUUAUUUCCAUGCAGAUGUAAUCUCACUGAGGUUUCCAGCUGUAGUUUGUGUCUGCAUGUCUCCUAAAGUUGCUCCUGCAGCAGAAGUGAUAAACUCUGAUAAAUUACAGAACCUCAGUAAAAACCUCCGAUUCAGGAAAGUGAAACUUGGGAGGGGAACAUCUGCGGUCCUCGGGGGGAAACUGCUCAGAGUUAAUGAAAGUACAGAGCUGCUCUGCAGACGCCUGUCAGGACCUUCAAAGCUCGUUCCUCUGCUGCUGAGUGGGAGUUUGUUUGGAGCUCUGGGGUUCAUUCCUCAAACUCUAGAACUCAAAUUUAAGUUCAGAGAAGUUAUAUAAGACCCUCCCUCAGUCCCCGUGUCUGUAGUUCAUCACUAACUUCUACACGGCGGCAUCAGCUCCUCAAGGUCCUCAUGAUCUUCAGAUACAGAAACAAACUUUAACUGAAGGGAAAAAAGUCAUAAAAUAAACUUUUUUUAUCAACACUGUUAACCCAGCUUUUUAACACAGGAGCCUGACGUCUUCAUUCAUGAUCAACCUUCACCUGCUGCGUCUCCGUCAUCCGUCAUUAAUCUGAGCUCUUUCUGAAGACUCUCCCGUGACCGUCAUGAUGUCAGGUUUUUCUCUGUGAAUAUUGGGAUCCCGGCGUUUUAACAGUAUGUAUGUAUACUGUAAAUAUUUCUAUAUUUAUAUACGUUAUAAAGUGGAUUUCAGGAGCGAUCUCUCGACUGAACGAGCUGCGCUUAUUUCAGCGUCUUUAUUUUUCUUACUGUAUCAUCAUCAGCUGACGCCUCGCUGUGUGUCUCCUCAGCGGGGUGUUAAUCCGUUUUGCAUCAUUUACCCAUCCAACAUCAGAACCUCUCCUCCUCCUCCUCCUCCAGGUUGCCAUGGUGAUGAUGAUGUGGGUUCUGCUCUUUUUCUGGGUUACUCUGCAUUUCCCCCUCUGAUCUAAUCGUCUCUCUCUCUCCCUCUCUCUCUCUCUCUCUCCCUCUAUCUCUCUCUCUCUCUCUCUCUCUCUCUCUCUCUCCCUCUCUCUCUCUCUCUCUCUCUCUUUCUCUCUAUCUCUCUCUCUCUCUCUCUCUCUCUCUCUCUCUCUCUCUCUCUCUCUCUCUCUCUCUUCUCUCCCUCUCUCUCUCUCUCUCUCUCUCUCUCUCUCUCUCUCUCUCUCUCUCUCUCUCUCUCUCUCUCUCUCUCUCUCUCUCUCUCUCUUCUCUCUCUCUCUCUCUCUCUCUCUCUCUCUCUCUCUCUCUCUCUCUCUCUCUCCCUCUCUCUCUCUCUCUCUCCCUCUCUCUCUCUCUCUCUCUCUCCCUCUCUCUCUCUCUCUCUCUCUUCUGCAGGCCCUACUUUGAGAUGAAGGCGAAGUAUUAUCUGCAGCUGGAGGUGAGUGAAGUCCGCUCUGCUCUCCUUUAUUUGUGAAGGUUAUGAGAACGUCCUGCAGCUCCAUCAUCAGGGUCAUUUUCUUGGCCUGGAGAAAUGUCAGCCGUGUUGGCGCCAUCAUUUGAAUAUUACCCAGGGUGCAAAUUUUGAACUAAACCCCCCGACCUCGUUCAUCGUCUCCCCCAGAACCUGAAGAAGAACGUGGACGAGCGGCAGGCCAAGCUGACCCAGGCCAAAGGAGAGUACAAGGCGGCGCUCAGGAACCUGGAGAUGAUCUCGGACGAGAUCCACGAGCGAAGGAGGAGCUCUGCGAUGGGCCCCCGGGAGCGCGGCGUGGGAGCCGAGGGCGACAGCGUGUCCGGGGACGACGUCUCCAGCUUUAAGAUGGAGUCAGACGGGAUAUCCAGUGAGUUUCCUCCCUGAUACUGACCUGGAUCAGAGUUUGUUAAAGGAACAUUACACUGAAAAAUCGUGUUCCUGGUUUGAUUUCAUCGCCGGUCGUCUGCCGAUGGAGUUAAAGUCUAAAUGAGAGAAAUCAGAGGAACAGGAAGUCAGAUUGGAUGAUUUUCUUUGUGUUCUUGUUGCCUUUCUAAACCUCAGCAUGACUCAGUCUAUUGUUCUGGAAUAAAAGGUCAGUCUUUAAAUGUUAAACCUCCCGUCUCGCCGCUCUGCUGCUGUCAGUGACGCCCCGCCCCCCCGCUGACUCUCUAAAUGUCAGAUUUCCUUCAGUUUAGAUUUAUUCCUCCUGUGAGUUCAGAGGUAAUUAUGGUGUUGAAACCUGCUCCACAUACUUAGAUCUGAAUCUGCUCCUGUAGACUCGCUCAUGGUGUCAUGGCGGAGGACUCUGAGAGCGUCAGUAACUUUACUCUUUGUCUCCUCCCGCAGUGGCGUCGGUGUGUUUCGAUGACGAGGCGUGCGGCGGCAGCAGCAUCAUGUCUGAAGAGGACUCGGAGACUCGCUCCACCUGCAGCCUGGGUUCUUCUCCCAGCAGCCCUCAGGAGCUCCUGUCGCCCUGCCCCUUCACCACCUGCUCCUCUGACUCCUCCUCCUCUUGCACGUCCUCCUCUGCCUCUCCCUCACCCACUCCUUCGUCCUCCUCCUCCUCCCCAGCUCCCCCCUCCCGUCCCUGCAGCCUCGACCUCCCCAGCACCGUGUCCCUGUCGGACUUCGGCCUCAUCUCUCCGGUGCUCGGGCCUCGCAGCGAGUGCAGCGGAGCGUCGUCGCCUGAGUGUGACCUGGAGAGAGGUGAGUGUGUGCGCCCGGUCCUAAAGGUGUUAAAAUGAUGAAGAUGAACUCAGAGGAGUGAAGGAGAGUUUUAGAGAAGGAAAGGAAGCAGGAAACAGGGAGAUAGAUGAUGUCGGAGAAUCUAUUCUGGGCUAAGACGUACGGUCUCCUGGUAUCUGCCCGACUCACACCUGCUCCUCCUGAUGAGACGAUUACUCAAAGAGACAGGAGGACAGAGUUCACCUCAGCUGGGAGCGUGUUUCAGCCUGAGUGUGGGUCCGUGUUACUGAAGCGGGUCGUUUGUGGGUCACUGGGAUGAUGAUGUUGUUCUAAAGAUGCAGCAGAUCCAGAUCCAAAGAGGGACGAGCUCACAGUUAAAGUCCCGGCUGACAAUCUGAGAAACACACAAACCCCUCCCCUCUGUGCUCCAUGAUAACUCCGCCCCCUGAACCCGUAUCGCCCUCCCCACGACACGCCCCCUCUGACAGAAGAUCCUACGCUAGCUCCAAACAGGAUCCACCAUGUCGGAUUGUUAGUGACUAGUGUCAGUAAACGCCAGCUCUGUGAGUGAGCGCCGUCUGCAGCUGCCUGGACAGCUACCAUGUUGACAUGUCAGAGACUAAUCAGAGUUAUUUAUGUAACAUGAGCCACGAUAAAAGGAGAUAAAAAUGACCUGUUCAACUAAAACAAGGAGAUUGACCAAUAGGAGCUGUCCGGGACGGAUGGCUCCCAUUGGUCAAUGUUUUUGCAGCCCUGCUCCUGAUAGGCUGAACGGAUUUUUUCAGUUCUUUUUUUCUCUUCACUUUGUGGAGAUCGAACUAUAGGACCAUGAUCGCCAUAGAAACAAGGUUCAUAAUAAUUACCAACCUCCCCAAUCGUCAACCAUGACUUUAAAUGUUAUUUAACCACCAUCAGAUGAGCAGACGUGGUGAUGAAGCGAAGUUCAGGAGAGUUCAGGAGAACAGCUGAAGCAGAGACAGCAGAAGCUCUAAAACAUCGUCUGAAAAAUCUCAGAGCUGCUCUUUUAUCUAACCCCAGAAAAGCUCCUCUUAAAUAAUUGAAGCUCGCCGUCCUCGCGCCUCAGCGCAUCAUUAAAACAUCUCUGACCUGGUUUCUCCUGCAGGUGACCGGGCCGAGGGAGCAGAGGGAGACCUGGACAACGCUCCGCCUGUCAACACCACAAACAACAACAUGAACAGCAGCUCCGCCCAGAGCACCAAGAAAAGCUUCAGCCUGGAGUCGCGCUUCAGCUUCCUGAACCUGCGCCGCCAACGCAACGAUAACGCCAAAAGCACAGAGAAGGCGGAGGCGGAGCACACUGUGGUGUUAGUCAAAGGGGUCUGAGGACAGGAGGAGAGAAACUGAUGAGAGCUGUUUAUAAGCUACAACCGCACUUCAUCUCCAAACUCCACGCUCACACGGAGACGCUGAAUGUUGUUGUCUUUGUAAAUAAAGUGUUCAUACAUCUCAGCAGUGAGGAUUCUCCCGUUCUCCUUCUCAAGGACACGACACCCGAGGACUCGUGCCUGAGAGAGAAAGAGCACAGGAGGGAGACGAAGGUUGGACGAUUGUUUUAGUCACUAAAGGACACAUGCAGCCUGUGAACGACGACACUUUGAGAACUAAAAAAGACAUAAAUGCUCAUCAAAGUUGAUUGUUAAUUGGCGAUGUUCUGCUUCUGAAGAAUUAAAAACACACAUGGAGAUAAAUAAAUAAGUACUAAAUAAAAUGGUCGGUGUCUUAACCUUCUGCUGCCUGUCCUGUUUUUGAUAUUUGACCUGCAUAUUAAUGUUCUUUAUGUUUUAGGAUGUUUGUUCGCUGCCUGCAAAAGGACGAGUAUAUUUUCACACUUUACAGAUCUACAUUUGUCUUCUGCUGUUUUCCUGAAGUGCCUGAUAACAGCCAACAUCUCAAGGCUGUUAUCAGAGCAAAGUGGUGACGUUUUGAUGAAUGUUAAGCUGUCACACACGCUCUCAGAUUAGCUCUAACUUCACAGAGGUGAGUCCAAAUGUCCGGUGUGACACAAAGUGGCAGCACGCUCCUGAAACACUCUUCUCAAUGUCAACCCUGAUAAUCUGGUUUUCUUCAAAAACAAGUUUUGCAUCAACUUGUACCUGACACAUCUUCAGACAUCUGUAAUUGACUGAAAUGGUUGUCACAUUUUGCCAAUAAAGAAGAAAGAGAUGACACAAACAGACCUGAGAACGUUUAUAUUACUGCUCCAUAAAUACAGCUGCUUUCUGUCCGCUUCUUUAUUGGAGUCAGUCUUUUUCAGGUUACAUUCACAGUCCUACAACUCAAGUUUAACCAACCUUAUUAAAGUGUUCGUGAAGCCCACUAUAUAUGUGGAAAUUUCACUUUUUUCAUUAGAUUAUCGGGGGAAAAAUGAACUUUUUGGGACAUUAUAAUUUUUAAAUCUGCAACUGUAUUAUUUCUUUUUAAGGUUAUUCUAUGUGCUCAGCUAGUCUAUCGUUUUAAUGUCAGAAACUUGUAUUUUUGUCGUUAAUGACGCCACAGUCACAGGUGCUUUUAUUUUGAAAGGUAAAUGAGAUGUACAGUAAAAAAGAGGACCAUGCAGAGAUGUAAAGGUGCUCUUUAACCCCCAUACCUGGACUUC
Xyrichtys novacula (pearly razorfish) is the source of this 36502-nucleotide messenger RNA. NCBI's taxonomy places the organism in Eukaryota, Metazoa, Chordata, Actinopteri, Labriformes, Labridae. The record is from the annotation of a GenBank genome assembly.